This is a messenger RNA of Chiroxiphia lanceolata (lance-tailed manakin), 1839 nucleotides long. It is a transcript of the gene RARS2, whose product is annotated as arginyl-tRNA synthetase 2, mitochondrial. Gene Ontology annotation, biological process: arginyl-tRNA aminoacylation; mitochondrial translation. Gene Ontology annotation, molecular function: arginine-tRNA ligase activity; ATP binding. Gene Ontology annotation, cellular component: cytoplasm; mitochondrion. The coding region runs from base 39 to 1778 and encodes 579 amino acids. The record is from RefSeq and is a predicted model, not a curated record. The transcript has 20 exons. NCBI's taxonomy places the organism in Eukaryota, Metazoa, Chordata, Aves, Passeriformes, Pipridae.
GCGGGGCGGCCGCGGAGGUUCCGCCGGGCGGCGCGGCCAUGGCGGCGGGUUCUUGGCGCAGGAGCAUCGCCACCCAGCUUUCAAAGGUUUUGGAUCUGCCACCAGAAAAUUUAAUAAAGUCCAUAUCUGCCGUUCCUGUCUCCAAAAAACGGCAGGUUGCUGAUUUCCAGCUCUCCAUUGCUUCUGUAAUAGAAAACAGUUCUAGUGAUUGCUUAGCACAAGACUUGCAUCUUCAAGCUCAGAAGCUGGCUGAAAGGCUAAAAUGUGAUGCUGUAGUGAGUGAAAUCAGCACUGGUCCAGGAACAGUGAACUUUACAAUAAACAGGGAAUUAUUAGCAAAGGCUGUGUUGCAGCAGGUGUUCAAAGAUGGCUCAGAGUAUGGAGUAAAAAGUGAAAUUUUCUCUGCGGUGCCUAGACAAAAGGCAGUGAUUGAGUUCAGCUCCCCUAAUAUUGCCAAAAGGUUUCACAUAGGACAUUUGCGUUCCACAAUAGUAGGGAAUUUUAUAGCAAAUCUCAAACUUGCACUGGGACAUGAAGUAGUAAGAAUAAAUUACCUUGGUGACUGGGGCAUGCAGUUUGGCUUAUUGGGUGUUGGUUUCCAAUCCUUUGGCAACAAAGAAAAACUAAAAUCCAGUCCUUUACAGCACCUGUUUGAGGUGUAUGUGCAGAUUAACAAAGCAGCAGAAGAUGAAAACACAAAAAAACUGGCGAAGGAUUUCUUUAGAAAACUGGAGGAACGUGAUGAGCAGACAUUGUCACUUUGGAAACAAUUUAGAGACUUCAGUAUUGAGGAAUACAUCCAGAUUUAUAAGCGUCUAGGAGUGCACUUUGAUGAAUAUUCUGGAGAGUCACAUUACCGAGAGAAGGCCCAGGAGGUUCUAAAGAUGUUGGAAGAUAAGGGACUUCUUCAAAAAACAACAAAAGGGACAGGAAUCGUGGAUCUUUCAGAAAAGAAAGACCUCUCAUCAGUUUCCACAGUCAUGCGUAGUGAUGGGACAUCUCUUUAUAUAACAAGAGAUCUUGCGGCUGCUAUAGACCGAAUGAACAAGCACAGCUGUGAUACUAUGAUUUAUGUGACAGAUAAAAGUCAAAGUCAUCAUUUUCAACAGUUAUUCCAAAUACUGAAGCUCAUGGGUUAUGACUGGGCAGAAAGGUGCCAGCAUGUGUCUUUUGGUCUAGUUCAAGGGAUGAAGACUCGAAGAGGAGAAGUAAUUUUCCUGGAAGAUGUUUUAAAUGAAGUUCGCUCGAGGAUGUUACAAAACAUGACUUCCUCAAAAACAACCAAAGAGAUACAAGACCCUAUGGAGACAGCAGAGAAGGUUGGUCUUGCAGCACUAAUAAUUCAGGACUUCCGGGGCCUUCUCUCAUCUGAUUAUCAGUUUAGCUGGGAUCGAGCUCUUCAAAGUCGUGGAGACACAGGUGUGUUCUUGCAGUAUACCCAUGCCAGACUCCAUAGUUUAGAACGGAUGCAUGGGAGCGCACAGCUAACUGAUGUUAACGUGGCAUGCUUGCAAGAGCCAGACGCCAUCUCUGUUCUUCAGCAUCUUCUCAGGUACGAUGAGGUCCUGUAUAGAUCUUCUCAGGAUCUGCAACCCAAGCACAUUGUCAGCUACCUCCUCACACUUAGCCAUCUUGCAGCCGUGGCACACAAAACCCUUCCUGUGAGAGGCAGCACCCCUGAAGUAGCACAGGCAAGGCUCUGUCUCUUUCAAGCUGCACGCUCGGUUCUAGCCAACGGAAUGAAACUUCUUGGCAUUACACCUGUGACUCAAAUGUAAUGAGGCUGUAUCCAAUGUAAAGUCACAUCUCGUAGUAAAAUUUUUUUUUCCCCAGAUAAUA